Molecule: messenger RNA, 1302 nt
Organism: Neolamprologus brichardi
Lineage: Eukaryota; Metazoa; Chordata; Actinopteri; Cichliformes; Cichlidae
Source: RefSeq, a predicted model, not a curated record
UACAGCUGCACCAUACUGAACUGCUCCAACCCUGAUACACCGUCACUGCUGGAGGCUCUUUCGCCAGUCUUCAACCUGAACGCCAUUCGACCUGUGAUGAACAUAACAACAGUCACUAACGUUGGCCUUUUCUUAAUUGUGUUUGGCAUUAUGGGAGUGGAUGAAAAAGCCCAGCUCCUCACAACAUUACUAUGGUCAGAUAUUCAAAUAGGCAAACCCAUUAGUGACAUAAAAGUGUUAAGAUUAGGGAUGCACCGAUACCGCAUGGAUGAAAACACAGCUCCAAACGUCCCAUAUACCUACAUGCAUUCUGAUGGUACUGUGAGUGAUUCACAGCCUAUCAAAGCCGUCACCUCCUGCAGGCUUGACAUCUACUUGUUUCCAUUUGACAUUCAGAACUGCACUUUAACCUUCAACUCAUUCACACUCAAGAGUAAUGCUCUGCAGCUUUAUCUGGCAGGGACUCUAGAGAGGAUGUUUGAAUACUCUAAAUCUAUGACGGCAACGAUGGGUGAAUGGGAAUUAAUUGGAAUUACAGCAAAGAAAUACACACUACCAUCUACAGCAUCGGGCUUUUAUGAUGAAAUUCGCUUCCAUAUCUCAUUGCGGCGCCAGGCCAUGCUGUACGUAGUGAACCUCCUGCUCCCGAGCUGCUUCCUCAUCACUGUGGACCUCUUCAGCUUCAUCUUGCCUCCCAAAGAAGUCGACCGGUCUUUGUUCAAGAUGACACUGAUCCUGGGCUACACCGUCUUCCUGCUCAUAAUGAAUGACCUGCUGCCUGUUACUGGAAAUGACAUACCUCUCAUAAAUGUUUUCCUUUCUAUGUGCCUGACUAUGAUGGUGGGCAGUCUACUGGAAACUAUUGUCGUUACAAGCUUCCUGCACGGUUCCUCAAACUAUUCUCGAGCUCCUCGCUGGAUCAGAGUGCUUUUUCUUAAAAUCUUGGGUCGACUAGUAUGCCUUCCUCCAAAGCCCAGAGAUAGGAACGACACAGUGAUCCAAAAUCCAGUCACACAGGAAAUGCCAGUCUACUCUCCAGUGACAGAGGAAUACAAGACUCUGGAGCAGAAGGGGCCACUGGGUGAGGACAAAACCCUGCAAGAGCUGAGGAGCCUGGGCAGAGUCCUCCAGGCCAUCCGCCUUCAGGUGGAGCAGCAUCUGAGCAAAAGCCUGAGCACAGAGGAAUGGAUCCAGAUAGGUUUAAUCAUAGACCGCCUGCUGUUCAUCCUUUACAUCAUCUUCAUAACAGUCAGCUUCAUUACCAUCAUCAUUAUCUGGGUGGUUUCAUACAAUGCAGCCUAA